This is a messenger RNA of Plectropomus leopardus (leopard coralgrouper), 5526 nucleotides long. The record is from RefSeq and is a predicted model, not a curated record. NCBI's taxonomy places the organism in Eukaryota, Metazoa, Chordata, Actinopteri, Perciformes, Serranidae.
AUGUCGACUGCAGCACCUACGACAGUUGCACCUACAACUGCUGCCUCUGCAGCAGCCAUACAAACCACUUCAGAACCUACAACUGCUUCACCAACAACUGCUACACCUACUACUGCAGCACACACAACAUUUGCACCUACUACUUCAGCACCUACAACUGCUGCAUCCACUGCUGCCGCUCCAACUACUGAGUCACCUACCACUGCAGUGCCCACAACACUUGCUCAAAUAACAGAAGCAGCAACAACUGCAGCACCUUCAACAGUUGAACCAACAACUUCUGCCUCCGCAACAGCCGUGCAUACGACUGAAACACCGACAGCUGCUUCAACAACAACUGCCGCCCCGACUACUGCAGUACCUACGACUGCUGCACCUACAGCUGAGGCUACUACCAUUGCACCAACAACUACAUUGCAAACAACGCCUGGGCCAACGACUCAUGCAACGCCUACAACUGCUUCACCCACCACUGUGGCUCGUUCAACUGUCGCACCUACAACACAAACACCAACGACAGCAACACCUGCAACACUUGCACCUUCAACUGCUGCCCCUACAACUGUAGCACCCACAACACCUGCACCUACGACUGCCUCACCUACAAGUGUGGCACCUACAACUGUUGCUACUACCAUUGCACCGACAACUUCGGGGCAAUCAACCCCUGGGCCAACUACUGCAGCGCCUACAACUGCUUCACCCACUACUGUGGCUCAUUCAACUGUCGCACCUACAACUGUAGCACCCACAACUGUAGCACACACAACACCUGCACCUACGACAGUAGCACCUACAACACCUGCUCAACCAACACAAACACAGACGACUGCAGUAACUACAACACCUGCACCUACAACUGAUUCACCUACAACUGCAGCUACUACUUCCGCACCUACGACUACAGUUCCUAGAACAACUGGGCCGACUACUGCAGCGCCGACAACUGCUUCACCCACUACUGGGGCUCCGACAACUGUGUCACCCACCACUGCAGUGCCCACAACACUUGCUCAAACAACAGAAUCAGCAACAACUCUAGCACCUUCAACAGUUGAACCAACAACUUCUGCCUCCGCAACAGCCGUGCAUACGACUGAAACACCGACAGCCGCUUCAACAACAACUGCCGCCCCUACGACUGCUGCACCUACAAGUGUCGCACCUACAACUGAGGCUACUACCAUUGCACCAUCAGCUACAGUGCAAACAACGCCCGGGCCGACUACAGCAAUGCCUACAACUGCUUCACCCACUACUGUGGCUCAUUCAACUGUCGCACCUACAACUGUAGCACCCACAACUGUAGCACACACAACACCUGCACCUACGACAGUAGCACCUACAACACCUGCUCAAACAACACACACACAGACGACUGCAGUAACUACAACAUCUGCAGCUACAACUGCGGAUACUACUUCAGCACCUACGACUACAGUGCCUAGAACAACUGGGCUGACCACUGCAGCGCCCACAACAAUUACCCCUACCACAAAAGCACCGACAACUGCAGCACCUACGACAGUUGCACCUACAACUGUGGCUACUAGCAUUGCACCAACAACUUCGGUACAAUCAACGCCUGGGCCGACUACUGCAACGCCUACAACUGCUUCACUCACUACUGUGGCUCAUUCAACUGCCGCACCUACGACUGCUGCACCUACAACAACUGCUCCAACAACACAAACACCAACGACAGCAACACAUACAACAGCUGCACCUUCAACUGCUGCCCCUACAACUGUAGCACCCACAACACCUGCACCUACAACAGCAGCACCUACGACACCUGCUCCAACAACACAAAUACAGACGACUGCAUUAACUACAACACCUGCACCUACAACCGAUUCACCUACAACUGCAGCUACUACUUCCGCACCUACAACUACAGUGCCUAGAACAACUGGGCCUACGACUGCAGCGCCGACAUCAGCUUUACCCACCACUGGGGCUCCUACAACUGUGUCACCUACCACUGCAGCGCCCACAACACUCUCUCCUACCACAAAAACAAUGUCGACUGCAGCACCUACGACAGUUGCACCUACAACUGCUGCCUCUGCAGCAGCCAUACAAACCACUUCAGAACCUACAACUGCUUCACCAACAACUGCUACACCUACUACUGCAGCACACACAACAUUUGCACCUACUACUUCAGCACCUACAACUGCUGCAUCCACUGCUGCCGCUCCAACUACUGAGUCACCUACCACUGCAGUGCCCACAACACUUGCUCAAAUAACAGAAGCAGCAACAACUGCAGCACCUUCAACAGUUGAACCAACAACUUCUGCCUCCGCAACAGCCGUGCAUACGACUGAAACACCGACAGCUGCUUCAACAACAACUGCCGCCCCGACUACUGCAGUACCUACGACUGCUGCACCUACAGCUGAGGCUACUACCAUUGCACCAACAACUACAUUGCAAACAACGCCUGGGCCAACGACUCAUGCAACGCCUACAACUGCUUUCACCCACCACUCAACACCUGCAACACUUGCACCUUCAACUGCUGCCCCUACAACUGUAGCACCCACAACACCUGCACCUACGACUGCCUCACCUACAAGUGUGGCACCUACAACUGUUGCUACUACCAUUGCACCGACAACUUCGGGGCAAUCAACCCCUGGGCCAACUACUGCAGCGCCUACAACUGCUUCACCCACUACUGUGGCUCAUUCAACUGUCGCACCUACAACUGUAGCACCCACAACUGUAGUAGCACACACAACACCUGCACCUACGACAGUAGCACCUACAACACCUGCUCAACCAACACAAACACAGACGACUGCAGUAACUACAACACCUGCACCUACAACUGAUUCACCUACAACUGCAGCUACUACUUCCGCACCUACGACUACAGUUCCUAGAACAACUGGGCCGACUACUGCAGCGCCGACAACUGCUUCACCCACUACUGGGGCUCCGACAACUGUGUCACCCACCACUGCAGUGCCCACAACACUUGCUCAAACAACAGAAUCAGCAACAACUCUAGCACCUUCAACAGUUGAACCAACAACUUCUGCCUCCGCAACAGCCGUGCAUACGACUGAAACACCGACAGCCGCUUCAACAACAACUGCCGCCCCUACGACUGCUGCACCUACAAGUGUCGCACCUACAACUGAGGCUACUACCAUUGCACCAUCAGCUACACAUUGCACCAACAACUUCGGUACAAUCAACGCCUGGGCCGACUACUGCAACGCCUACAACUGCUUCACUCACUACUGUGGCUCAUUCAACUGCCGCACCUACGACUGCUGCACCUACAACAACUGCUCCAACAACACAAACACCAACGACAGCAACACAUACAACAACUGCACACCUUCAACUGCUGCCCCUACAACUGUAGCACCCACAACACCUGCACCUACAACAGCAGCACACUACGACACCUGCUCCAACAACACAAAUACAGACGACUGCAUUAACUACAACACCUGCACCUACAACCGAUUCACCUACAACUGCAGCUACUACUUCCGCACCUACAACUACAGCUACUACCAUUGCACCAACAACUACAUUGCAAACAACGCCUGGGCCAACGACUCAUGCAACGCCUACAACUGCUUCACCCACCACUGUGGCUCGUUCAACUGUCGCACCUACAACACAAACACCAACGACAGCAACACCUGCAACACUUGCACCUUCAACUGCUGCCCCUACAACUGUAGCACCCACAACACCUGCACCUACGACUGCCUCACCUACAAGUGUGGCACCUACAACUGUUGCUACUACCAUUGCACCGACAACUUCGGGCAUUGCACCAACAACUUCGGUACAAUCAACGCCUGGGCCGACUACUGCAACGCCUACAACUGCUUCACUCACUACUGUGGCUCAUUCAACUGCCGCACCUACGACUGCUGCACCUACAACAACUGCUCCAACAACACAAACACCAACGACAGCAACACAUACAACAGCUGCACCUUCAACUGCUGCCCCUACAACUGUAGCACCCACAACACCUGCACCUACAACAGCAGCACCUACGACACCUGCUCCAACAACACAAAUACAGACGACGACUGCAUUAACUACAACACCUGCACCUACAACCGAUUCACCUACAACUGCAGCUACUACUUCCGCACCUACAACUACAGCUACUACCAUUGCACCAACAACUACAUUGCAAACAACGCCUGGGCCAACGACUCAUGCAACGCCUACAACUGCUUCACCCACCACUGUGGCUCGUUCAACUGUCGCACCUACAACACAAACACCAACGACAGCAACACCUGCAACACUUGCACCUUCAACUGCUGCCCCUACAACUGUAGCACCCACAACACCUGCACCUACGACUGCCUCACCUACAACACCCACAACACCUGCACCUACAACAGCAGCACCUACGACACCUGCUCCAACAACACAAAUACAGACGACUGCAUUAACUACAACACCUGCACCUACAACCGAUUCACCUACAACUGCAGCUACUACUUCCGCACCUACAACUACACACCUACGACAGUUGCACCUACAACUGUGGCUACUAGCAUUGCACCAACAACUUCGGUACAAUCAACGCCUGGGCCCGACUACUGCAACGCCUACAACUGCUUCACUCACUACUGUGGCUCAUUCAACUGCCGCACCUACGACUGCUGCACCUACAACAACUGCUCCAACAACACAAACACCAACGACAGCAACACAUACAACAGCUGCACCUUCAACUGCUGCCCCUACAACUGUAGCACCCACAACACCUGCACCUACAACAGCAGCACCUACGACACCUGCUCCAACAACACAAAUACAGACGACUGCAUUAACUACAACACCUGCACCUACAACCGAUUCACCUACAACUGCAGCUACUACUUCCGCACCUACAACUACAGCUACUACCAUUGCACCAACAACUACAUUGCAAACAACGCCUGGGCCAACGACUCAUGCAACGCCUACAACUGCUUCACCCACCACUGUGGCUCGUUCAACUGUCGCACCUACAACACAAACACCAACGACAGCAACACCUGCAACACUUGCACCUUCAACUGCUGCCCCUACAACUGUAGCACCCACAACACCUGCACCUACGACUGCCUCACCUACAAGUGUGGCACCUACAACUGUUGCUACUACCAUUGCACCGACAACUUCGGGCAUUGCACCAACAACUUCGGUACAAUCAACGCCUGGGCCGACUACUGCAACGCCUACAACUGCUUCACUCACUACUGUGGCUCAUUCAACUGCCGCACCUACGACUGCUGCACCUACAACAACUGCUCCAACAACACAAACACCAACGACAGCAACACAUACAACAACUGCACCUUCAACUGCUGCCCCUACAACUGUAGCACCCACAACACCUGCACCUACAACAGCAGCACCUACGACACCUGCUCCAACAACACAAAUACAGACGACUGCAUUAACUACAACACCUGCACCUACAACCGAUUCACCUACAACUGCAGCUACUACUACUUCCGCACCUACAACUACAGUGCCUAG